AUGGAACAUCUAACAGAGGAAGAACUUUAUAAUAUAUUGAAUGGUGACAGUGAUAAUGAACUUUUAGAAGACCAAGCUAGUGAUGACGAUGCUGACCCCAAUUAUGAAUUAGAAAGUGAAAACGAAGAGGAGCAAGAGAACAAUGGAAUAAGGGAAGUGGAACAAAUUGCAAAUCCUGGCGAAUAUACUUGGAGGCCUGUUGGUGAGUUGAAUGAACUUACUCAAUUACAUUUCAACCCCAGAGCAGAUGUUGUUGGAGUGAACCCUGAUAUCCUAGAAACAAUGAUUGAUGCCAAUCCAAUAGACUUCUUAGAACUUUUUGUGACAGAGGAUGUGAUUAAUUAUUUAGUUAUAGAAACCAAUAGAUACGCAAAUCAACGAUUAGCUAAUACCCGUUUGUCAGCUGGAGCAAGAAUGAACAAGUGGGUGAACACAACAGUAAAAGAAAUGAAGCUUUUUCUUGGUAUGAUUAUAUAUAUGGGAAUUCUUGUACUGCCAACAGUUGCCCACUAUUGGAGGAAAUCUAGUAUUUUCACCAGUGUGCUGCCAAAAUAUAUGUCUAGGAAUAGGUUUGAACUCCUUCUCUCAAACUUUCACUGUGCCAACAACGAAGAAGCUCCUGUUCCAAACAACCGCCUGCACAAAAUUCAAAGUCUUGUUGACAUGUUGGUUGAAAAUUUCCAACUUGUUGUCAAUCCAGGGGAAGAUAUGUGCAUUGAUGAAAGUAUCAUCCCAUUUCGUGGACGUUUGGUUUUUCGACAAUACGUAAAAAAUAAAACCCAUCCAUAUGGAAUAAAAAUAUUCAAAAUGUGCGUGAAAGACUGCUACACUGUAUCUUACAAGAUAUAUGCUGGACGCGAAGCCACUCCAAAUACAGAUGUUGCCACAAAAGUUGUUCUAGAACUAGUUGAACAAUAUUUGAAUAUGGGAAGAACUCUCUACGUGGACAAUUGGUACACCAGUGUACGUCUUGCUGAUGCCCUAUUGCAAAAAAACACACAUCUUGUUGGAACGCUACGCAAAAAUAGGAAAUUCAAUCCACCCAAUGUUGUGAAUAAAUCAUUACGAAGAGGAGAAAUUACAGCCCAAAAGAACAACAAAAACAUUGUUAUAUUGAAGUGGAAGGACAGGCGCGAUGUGUUGAUGCUCUCUACUAAACAUGUAGAUAACAUGCAGACUGUUGAGAAGAGGGGAAGGGAAGUCACAAAGCCUGCAGCAGUCUUCGAUUACAACAAGGGGAAGUCUUUUAUCGAUUUGAGUGACCAGAUGGGGGCUUAUUCUGGGUGCCUUAGACGGGGAGUCAAAUGGUUCAGAAGCCGAAGCGAGUAG
Molecule: messenger RNA, 1329 nt
Organism: Nilaparvata lugens (brown planthopper)
Lineage: Eukaryota; Metazoa; Arthropoda; Insecta; Hemiptera; Delphacidae
Product: piggyBac transposable element-derived protein 1-like
Exons: 1
Coding region: 1-1329 (442 amino acids)
Source: RefSeq, a predicted model, not a curated record